CACUGGCAGGGGUUGCCCAGGGCACCGGUGGAGUCCCCAUUCCCGGAGGUGUCCAAGGAAGGCCUGGCCGUGGCGCUCAGCGCUCUGCGCUGGGGACGAGGCGGGGAUCAGUCCCGGGCUGGACUCGGUGAUGCCGGGGGUCGUUCUCGGCCCGGACAAUUCCGGAGUCCCGCGGCCGGGCUGGGUGGUCCUCCGGCCGCCAGGGGGCGCGGCGGGCAGAGCGGCAGGCGGGGCGGGGCGCUCCGGCCGCGCCGCUCGCUGGUGCCGCUGGUCACGUUACCCGGGGUGAGGCAGCGAUGGCGGCACCGAGCGGUGUCGGGCCGGUGCCCGAGGGCUGCGAGCCAAAAUCCCGGCAGGGUCGACUCAGUCCUGCAUCCUUCCGAGAGUCUGGGCCCUCGGGCACAGAACGGCGCUGUUCUGGAUGAGGGAAGGGUAAAGAAGACGAGGAGCUUGGAAGCUGUGUGACCCUGGGAGGGGGACCCGCAGAGAGAAGAAGAGAAGAAUAGUGAUGGUGAAGGAAAGGAAGGACUGAGAGGCAGAGCUGGACUGGUGAAGAUGCGGGGAGAUUUGUUCCAGGGCAGGCUCAGGCUGUGUCAGGGGUGGCAGCUCCAGCACAGAGGGCAAACCAUGCAGGACAGCGAGUUCCAGAGCUGCAGUUCAGCUGCUGCCUCCUCUGGGCCUGUCGGUGCCUGCAGGGCUGGUGCUGACAGCCUGUCAGACAGCCAGAGCAGCCUGUGCCAGGCUGGUGACACCUCUGUCCCCCAGGGCCAGGCAGCACCUGCAGGAGCCCACCCAGAUCCCGGCCCUGGCUCACUGCUGCCUCACUGUGCUCCUGAGUGUGUUUUCCCAGACUAAAUAAAACAUCUCUUCUUUCCACACCCUUACCUUGUCUCGUUACAGUGCCCACAUGGAUUUAUGGUGUCCAGAAGUUUUUGAAAACUGGAGCAUUUUCCAGAGCUGUGUUGCUGUGUUUGAAUUACAGCUGUUGUAAAAUGAAGUGCUUGGUUUUAUUUUGCUGUCAUCACCCCAACAGCUGCAGAUUGGGAAACACCCAGAAAACAUUCUGUGCCCUUCCCAAGAGUGUGGCUGCUCCUCCUGGAGCUGAUUCCUGCAGGGAGCAGGGGGAUCAGGAUUUGGUGUCCCUGGGUGCUCACUGCCUGCAGGCUUCCAGUUCUGCAGCCAAGGCUCCCCAGCAAACACAGACCCCAGGAUCCCUCAGCCUCUCUCUGCAGUGACCAUCUGUGCCCUGGACAGAGGCAGGGUCAGGACUGAAGAUGCCUCUCUUCUCCAGGAAGAAGAAACCCAGCGACGAUGCUCGGAAGCGCCUCGAGUACCAAAUGUGCCUGGCAAAAGAAGCUGGUGCUGAUGACACCCUUGACAUAUCCAGAUGUGAGCUCUCAGAGGUUCCUUAUGGGGCCUUUGCAACUUGCAAGGUCUUGCAAAAAAAGGUGCUGAUUAUUCAUACCAAUAAUCUGACAUCCUUAGUUCCAAAGUCCUGCAGCCUCCUGAGUCUCAUAACUGUGAAGGUUCUGGAUCUGCAUGACAACCAGCUGGCAUCACUUCCUGCUGAUAUUGGUCAGCUGACAGCUCUUCAGGUCCUAAACCUUGAAAGGAAUCUUUUAAAAAGCCUUCCACAAUCUAUAGGAGACCUUGCACAGCUCCAGGUUCUCAAUGUGAAAGGGAACAAGCUGAGGGCGCUGCCCGGGAGCGUGAGCGGCCUGCGGAGCCUGCGGGCUCUGGAUGUCAGUGGGAACGAGCUGCAGGAGCUGCCCCGGGUGCUGGCCCACGCCCGCAGCCUGCAGACGCUGACCCUGGAUGCCUCUGCCAUGACCUACCCACCCCCUGACAUCUGCAGUGCAGGUACAGAGGCCAUCCAGCACUUCCUCUGCAAAGAGUGUGGAAUUGCGUACUACCCUCCCUCACAGUACCUGCUGCCCACGCUGGAGAGCGAUGGAGGAGGAACUUCAGUGGAUGGGGUGGACAGGACAGUGGAGAAGUACCUGGAGGAGGAGAGUGAGUGGCAGAACAAAUUCUUGGAUUAUGAGAAGAGGAAGGAAAGAAAAACGCAGGAGAAGCUGGAAUUUGAGCGGCGCCUGAACGUGGGGCAGCGAGAACAGGCCCUGCUGGUGCAGCAGCUCAACAGCCACAAGGAUGAGAUCCUGCAGACAGUGAGAGAGGAGCAGCAGAGGCUGGAGCAGGGUCUGUCGAAGCACCAGCGCUGUUUGGAGGAGGAGAGGCUGAAGCUGCUGCAGCAGCUGAAGGACACAGAGCAGAGCAUUGCCAGCCGGAUCCAGAAGCUGCUGGAGGACAACCAGAGGCAAAAACGAAGUUCAGACAUUUUGAAGUCCUUGGAGAAUGAGAGAAUCAGGAUGGAACAGCUGAUGGCAAUAACCCAGGAGGAGACGGAGCAGCUGCGCAGGAGGGAAGUGGCCUCUGCCAUGCAGCAGAUGCUUGCUGAGACCUACAAGAACAAGCUCCUCCAAAUGACCUCCGAGUCUCGUCGGCAGGACCUCGUCAGCCAGGCCUGCUCCAGCCUAGCUGAGAUGGAUCAGAAGUUCCAGCAAAUCCUGGCUUGGCAGCAGCUGGAUCAGAACAAAGCUGUCAGUCAGAUCUUGCAGCAGAUUGAGAUGCAGAAAACUGCCUUUGAAGCUCUCCAGGUGAAGAAGGAUCUUAUGCACAGGCAGAUCAGGAACCAGAUUAAAUUAAUAGAAACAGAGUUAUUGCAGCUGACACAGCUGGAGUUAAAGAGGCAAGAACUGGACACAGAGAUGCUGCAGGAGGUGGUCACGGAGCAGCGCCGGGCGCUCGGCUGCCUCCUGCAGCAGCUGCUCAAGGAGAAGAAGCAAAGGGAGGAAGAACUGCAACAAAUCCUGCUGGAAAUGGAGGCAAAGAGUGAAACCAAGCAGGAGAACUACUGGCUGAUCCAGUACCAGCGCCUGCUGAACCAGAAGCCCCUCUCCCUGAAACUCCAGGAGAAGGGUUUGGAGCAGCAGCUGGUGACCCUGCUGCUGGAGCUCUCUGCUGAGCAGUACCUGCCACUCUUCGCUCACCACCGAAUAUCCCUGGAAACGCUUGGCACCAUGAGUGCCAGUGACCUGGAGAAGCUCGGUGUGACAGAGGCUGGUCUGCAGCGUGCCAUCCUCAGGCGGGCUCAGGAGAUCCUGGCUGUGGCCACGACCAUCCCAGAGCUGCGGAGGGCAGAGGACAGCGAGGUUCCCGCGGGCCCAGAGCCCAGCGCUCCCCCGGAGGAGCCCCCGGGCCCCGCGGCCCCCACGGCCCCAGCGCUGCAGUGGGACGAGAAGAAGUCGGAGUGCGUUGUGUGCAUGGAGCAGGAGCCCCAGAUGAUUUUCCUGCCCUGUGGCCACGUCUGCUGCUGCCAGGGCUGCUGCGAGCGGCUGCACUCGUGUCCCCUGUGCCGCCAGGACAUCGCCCAGCGCGUCCGCAUCUUCCACAGCGCCUAGGCCGGCCCGGCGGGCCCCGGCCCGCUCCCGGGCUGUCCCCGCUGCCGCUCACGCCCCCGUGAACAGCGCCUCGGCAGCACGGCCAGCGCUGCCCUCCCCGCGCUGCCUGUGCCCGGGAGCCUCUGCAUCCUCCCAGCUCCCCGGUGGCUUCUCAGCCCCAGCUGGGGCUCUUCAAUGAAUCCCUUCUGCCGCCCACCCGCCCUGCGUCCCCGUGCCUGGGUGACAAACCGGGCGCAGCUGUGGCUCCUCCUCUCUGGCAGAGCUGUUUGCUGUCAGAAGGGCCCCUGGGGGAUCACAGGGACACGGGGAAUGCUUCCAGCAGUGCUGCGCGGAGGGGGGGGGGGAAAUUUCCCGUGGGAGCAUUCGGUCAGGACGUGUUGUUCUUCGUGUGCUGACACUGCCGUGCACCUCUGUCAUGCCAAAGGUCUGGGGCUUCUGCUCUGGAGCCCCGCAGGAGCGUGUCUGGGUCUGCAGCCUCAGGCAGGCAGAGCCAGGAGCUCCCCAGCCCCCAGUUCCUGCUCCUGCAAGGGGAGAGAGCAACACCCCCAGGACUGGAGGGACCUGCCCUGGCCAGAGGAGCCCAGUGGGGUCCUUAUCCACAGAUCAGGUAGGGAGCAGAAAGUGCUGCUGCCACUGGACAGCACUGGGGCAGGGCUGGGGCUGUGCCCAGCUCAGGACCACGGUGCCUCUGCACUGGGGUGUGGGGACUGCUCCAUUUUCAUUGAUCAGUAACAAUUCCUGUCUGUCCCUCGGCUCUUGACUGAAAUAUAAAAAUGCUGCCACGAGCCCAGUCCCACCACCGCCUUCCCCAGGAGCAGCCAUUAAACUGCAGCUGGUUUCUGC
This is a messenger RNA of Pyrgilauda ruficollis (rufous-necked snowfinch), 4304 nucleotides long. It is a transcript of the gene LRSAM1, whose product is annotated as leucine rich repeat and sterile alpha motif containing 1. The transcript has 26 exons. The record is from RefSeq and is a predicted model, not a curated record. Gene Ontology annotation, molecular function: protein binding. Lineage: Eukaryota; Metazoa; Chordata; Aves; Passeriformes; Passeridae. The coding region runs from base 1275 to 3461 and encodes 728 amino acids.